Clupea harengus (Atlantic herring) is the source of this 2473-nucleotide messenger RNA. RefSeq names its product heparan sulfate 6-O-sulfotransferase 2 (gene hs6st2). Gene Ontology annotation, molecular function: heparan sulfate 6-sulfotransferase activity. Lineage: Eukaryota; Metazoa; Chordata; Actinopteri; Clupeiformes; Clupeidae. The record is from RefSeq and is a predicted model, not a curated record. Gene Ontology annotation, cellular component: membrane.
AGGAGUGCUGGGGAAAAAUAGGACGGCGCUCCAAUUCACGGUGGAGGUACGCUAAAUAGAAAGCAAAACCUGGCUUGUUUUUUUACGCUAUACCACAAAUUAGCGUAACGCCUUUAUUCAAAAACGCAUCAAGCUUAGCACACGCUACGCAACCAGACAUUUGUACAACAAAAAGCUUUACAGAUCUUCGUUUCGUACGGGUUGUUGCCUGGCUAGCUAGCUCAGUUUUGGAACAUCAAAAGGCUACAUUCUUCCCCAGCUGAGGCAGGGGGCUGCAUAGCUAAGUAAUGCUUCCGAGUUCUCCACGAGAAGAUGGAUGAAAAGUCCACCAACAGCCGACUUCUGAUCGCCCUGGUGAUGGUAGUGCUGUUCGGUAUAAUUGUGCUCCAGUAUGUUUGUCCUAGCUCCGACUGCCAGUUGCUACACCUGGGGUCAUUGUCCAAAUCGAGAGACAGCGCGCCGCAGUCACAAUCUGAAGGAAUCGAUAGUGCUAACGGCGGGACUGCUGGGGAUCCAUACGUCGUUGAGGAUGGUUCUCUAUCACGUUUUGUGCCCCGUUUCAACUUCACAACAAAGGACCUUGAUCGGCUCAUAGACUUUAACAUAAACGGUGAUGAUGUUAUUGUUUUUCUGCACAUUCAAAAGACUGGCGGUACAACCUUCGGGCGUCAUCUGGUCCGCAACAUUCACUUGGAGAGGCCGUGUGAAUGUCAUGCUGGUCAGAAGAAAUGUACCUGUUACCGACCAGGCAAGAAGGAGACAUGGCUUUUCUCCAGGUUUUCAACCGGCUGGAGCUGUGGCCUGCAUGCCGACUGGACAGAACUGACCAACUGUGUACCCGCUAAGAUGAGCGUUCGAGAGCCGCCUGAAACACAAAAGCUACCACGCAGGAACUACCACUACAUCACCAUCCUGAGGGACCCGGUGUGGCGCUACCUCAGUGAGUGGCGUCACGUGCAGCGCGGUGCCACCUGGAAGGCCUCGGUGCACAGGUGUGACGGACGCGCCCCAACGCUGGCAGAGCUGCCCAGCUGCUACAGUGGCGACGACUGGUCUGGCUGCUCCCUGGAAGAGUUCAUGGCCUGCCCCUACAACCUGGCCAACAACCGGCAGACGCGCAUGCUAGCCGACCUCAGCCUGGUGGGCUGCUACAACCUGACGGCCAACAGUGAGCACGACCGGGGCAGCCUGCUGCUGGAGAGCGCCAAACGCAACCUGCGCAUCAUGUCCUUCUUCGGCCUGACCGAAUACCAGCGCAAGACGCAGUACCUGUUCGAGCACACCUUUCGGCUCGCGUUCAUCGCCCCCUUCACCCAGCUGAACGGCACGCGUGCUGCCAGCGUGGAGGUGGAUCCCGAGACGCAGCGGCGCAUCCGGCAGCUCAACCAAUGGGACGUGGAGCUGUACGAAUAUGGGCGCGAUCUCUUCCUGCAGCGCUUUCAGUUUGCGCGGCAGCAGGAGCGGCGACAGGCCCGGGAGCGCAGGCAGCAGGCUCGCCGCCGCCUGCGGACUAAAGGCCUGCCCUGGCUGGGGACGGGGGGAGCGGUGGCGGCGAAGCCCACUGAGAGCGCACAAGGACCAGGGAAGCUGCAGACGCCCGAGGGGGGGGUAUCGCACCCGAACCAAAAUCAACCGCUAUCUGAGUGGAAGCUGGACGACCAAAACACAGAGUCAUGGGAGGAAAGCGAUGCCCAGGCUGAGGAUGGCGAUGCCCAGGCUGAGGAUGGCGAUGCCCAGGCUGAGGAGGGCGAUGCCCAGGCUGAGGAUGCCUGGUGGGACGUGGAGGAAAAUGACUCCAUUGAGGACUACAUGGAAAAUGUAGAGCAGUGGUGAACACAGAAGGAUCAUGGAAGAGUGGUAUCCAAUGGACAGCCAACUCACUCCAUCUGCUUUUGACCACUGGGAACUCAAUCACAUAAACCAACUACUAUUGUAGCCUUUUACAACAUGAGAUAUCAUGAUCUGCUACAGUUUGCACACACUAUGUUCUUAUAUUGUAAUUUGUUAUCUAUGUCAAAGAACAAGUUGAAGUUGUAUAAUGUACACUACAAUGUAAUGUAUAAUGUAACUAACUUAAAACCUCUCUCCUCAAUCGGUGUGUACCACAAUCAGACCCCCCCCCUCCCCCCUCACACACACACACACACACACACACACACACACACCUACACAAACACAAACACACACACAAACACACACACAGAAUGUUCCUAUUGUGCUCCUGGACUGUAAUAAUAAGGAACUGUUACUAUAAGCUUUCUUUUUUUAUACUAAAUCAAAAUGCCUUGAUUGUUGGGAUGUUUUUAUAUGUUUUGUCCAAUGUCAUAAUUUUGAUUUAUUUUGUUCUACUGAGUUAUACUGAACUACGCAUUUCAAUUUUUGCCAUUUACAGUUCAUUGUAUUUGCUCCUGACAAUAGACUGAAAAAGAACAAGGAAUGUGAUGGAAAAUAAAUAAUGUUUGUUUCCCAAAAA